This is a messenger RNA of Guyanagaster necrorhizus, 1700 nucleotides long. RefSeq names its product DnaJ-domain-containing protein. The coding region runs from base 228 to 1700 and encodes 490 amino acids. The record is from RefSeq and is a predicted model, not a curated record. The transcript has 7 exons. Gene Ontology annotation, molecular function: protein binding. NCBI's taxonomy places the organism in Eukaryota, Fungi, Basidiomycota, Agaricomycetes, Agaricales, Physalacriaceae.
CGACAAGCGCGCCGUCUGACGACAUUCAGUGAGAAUGACAACGUGCGGACCAGGACAGAACGCGUCGUUAGAGUGAAAAAUAGAAAAACGACGAGCGACACGAUUUGUCGGUGGUGGGUGGUGACCAAGUGAUGACUUCCUAUUUGGGCGUCGCGUCUUAUUGGCAUUUUUUCUUUGAUUUUGUUGUUUGACCACAGACCACAUCCACUGCCUCUACCCAAGCGGUGAUGCCCCCGAAUCAUGCCUCAAUACUCGAUGCCUACGGUGUCCUGGGCUUGCAAGAGGGUGCAUCACUGGAUGUGGUGAAAAACACUUACAAACGAAUUGCAUUGCGCACGCACCCUGACAAAAACCCCAACAACCCAGAUGCCACCCGGGAGUUCCAGCAAGUAGGAGACGCCUACAACACACUCAUCAAGUACCUCGACAAUAGUCAUGAUGAUUAUGAUGACUACUCAGACGAUGAGUACUAUUCCGAUGAUGAGAUGGACUUUUACAUGUUUUUAUUCGAACAAUUUAUGAGAGGACACACUAAUCGCUACAUGCACACCAAGUAUCGUCGUGAGCACUUCAUGCCGAUGAGUGAGUCACCCGAAGAAUACGCCGAGCGUGUGCGCAGGUCUCGUGAAGAGCAAGUCGCAGCCCAGGAGCGUCGCAAGAGAGAGGAUGCCGCCCGCAAGGCAAGGCAAGAGCAAGACAGGGAACGAGCUCGGCGUCAGGCGGAACAGCGACAAAAGGAAAAAGUAGAAGCAAAAAAGUCAGAAGCAGUGGCUCAGCGUAGACAAGCUGAACAGGCGAUACAUACCCGGCUGAAGAUAGCUCAGGCGGUGAGGUCCGCCGUCUUUGCCGCAGCUCGUGCGGACGAUGCAACCAAAGUCAAGGCCGGUGUGUGGGAGGAUGAGGUUGACGCGGCGGGAGGGGAAAUCAAACGUGAUUGCGAGAAGUUUGUCUCGCAAAAACCAAAGGAUCCACAGGAAACCUUGUUGCAUAUCGCCGCCUUAAAAGGUGACCAUGAACUCGUUACGUGGCUUGACGCGCAUACAGAUGCCGACCCCGAGGAGCGCAACGGAGAAGGUCUUACUGCCUUUCAUAUUGCCCUUCGAAAUGGUCACCAAAAGAUCGUCACGUAUUUCUUCGACGCCUUCCCUCCCAAAGACGAAGACUCAGAACCCAUUUAUACACCUCCCGAAUCCACCAAUCUUCUCACUCUUGCCCUUGAUUCCCAUGACCCUGAAGUCGUUUGGAUGAUCCUCGACAAAUCCCUCGCCAGCUCUGACGAUAUCAACAGGGCGUGGUCAUGGGUAACCUCCACCGAGGGACGUAACAUGAUGUUGAAGCCGAAUAACGUCAAUAAAGCUCUUAGUGGUAACGCACGCUUGGAACACUUCAACGACAUUAUCAAACUCCUCAUGCGGUUCGGUGGCUUCACCCCUCCUCCUACUCCCAGCAUGGGUGAGCGGGAGGAGCGGGAUAACUGGCCUACUCAAGAAACCCCCCCAAGUGCAUUUCAUAACAAGCAGCAGAAGCAGAAGCAGAAGCAGAAGCACACACAAUCCCAGAUGCCUCUGGCAGAAGGUCCAAACGAACUCCGGGGACAGAUUGUUCCCGUUGCAGAGAAUAGAGGAGGCGCGAUGCCUCGGGGACGUGGUCGUGGACGAGGGAGGGGUCGUGGACGAGGACGAGGCCAAGUCCCAACAUAG